AUGUUUCAGCUUGUUAAGAAGUUGGGUUUCUUAAAGCAGAAGAUUAAGGUGUGGAAUGUAUCACAUUUCAAGAACAUUUUUGGAGAAAAGGCCAGGAUUCAGGAAGAAAUUGAACAAAUUAAUAAGAGCAUUAUGGCUUUAGGAAUGUCCUCUCUUUUGUAUGAUAGGUUGAAGUUGUUGAACUUUCAACUUACUGAGACUUUGGCUAGGGAAGAAUCUUAUUGGAGGCAGAAGUCUAGAGACCUUUGGCUCUCCGAAGGGGAUAGAAAUACUAAGUUUUUCCAUUCCUCAUCCAAGCUCAAGAGACAGCGUAAUCGAAUUUCCUGUAUUACUGACUCUAAUGGGAACAAUUUGGUGGAUGAGGAAGAUAUUGCUUUCAAAGCCAUUAGGUUCUUUAAGUCACUUCUUACAGUAGAUCUAGUUGUGUUAGAUAAUGAGAUUAUGCAAUCGAUCCCCUCUUUAGUUUCUCAAGAAGAUAAUAAGAAGCUUAUGGCUCCCUUUAUUCUAGCUGAACUGAAAGAGAUAGUCUUUUCCAUGCAUCUAGAGAAGGCCCUGGGUCUGGAUGGGUUUACGGCACUAUUCUUUCAAAAGUGCUGGGAGUUUAUUGGGAAUGAUGUAUUGUUAGCCUUGGAGGAAUCUAGAAGAAAUAGGUCUAUUCUUAGAGAGCUUAAUACUACUCUAAUUGCUAUCAUUCCAAAGGUGGAUAAUCCUACUUCAUUCUCGGAUUUUCAUCUGAUUUCCUUGUGUACUACUUUAUAUAAAAUCUUUACUAAGGCAAUUUUGGUUAGGCUCUCUAAGCUCCUUCCUCGGAUUGUUUCCCUGGAGCAGGGAGGAUUUGUACUUGGUUGGGAAAUAUCUGAAGGUGCGAUUGUAGCUCAUGAAAUUCUGCACUCCAUAUCUCAACAAAAGAAUCUGGCUAUGAUACUUAAGCUAGACAUGCUUAAGGCUUAUGAUUGGGUUAAUUGGCAAGCUCUUAGGGUUGUUUUGCAUAGAUUGGGCUUUUCGCAUUGUUGGGUUAAGUGGGUGUUUUCUUAUAUAUCAUUUGCUUGCUUUUCAGUUUUGGUUAACGGUUCCCCUUCAAGGUUUUUUGCUUCCUCUCAAGGACUUAGACAAGGGGAUCCUUUGUCUCCUUUUCUUUUUAUUCUUUUGGUUGAAGCAUUAAGUAGGGCCAUAUCUAAUGCUACAUCGUCUGGUUUAUGGUCAGCUGAGAAAGGAGAUUAUGUGCCAGCCAUGUUUGUGUUUGGAGAUUCCCUAGGAGAUGCAGGGAACAAUAACUACAUUCCACACUCUACAGCGCGUGCAAAUUUCACACCUUAUGGCAUCUCCUUUUUCCCCCAUCCAACUGGUCGCUUCACCAAUGGCCGCACCACUUUCGAUUUCCUGGGUACCUACUUGGGGCUACCUUUUGUCCCUCCAUAUCUGGAACCAAAGGCAAAUUUUAGUCGAGGGAUCAAUUUCGCCUCAGGAAGUAGUGGAUUGCUCGACUCAACAGGGACUGGAGAUAAUAUUAUCACUAUGAGUCGCCAAGUAUUUCAAUUUCAACAGUUUUCUUAUAUUCUAAGAAAGACACACCCAUCUGGAGAUGCAAAUGCGAAGUCCUACAUAAGCAACUCUUUAUUUUGCAUUACAAUUGGAGGUAACGAUAUCGGUGCCUAUAUUGCUAACGCUACUUUCCAAAACACCACUACUCCUGAACAGUUCGUUACUCUGCUGGUCUCCGCAUUCGAUCAGUACUUAGCACUUCUUUACCGUGCUGGGUCAAGGAAAUUCCUUGUAGUGGAUGUUCCAGCUUUGGGAUGUACUCCUUAUACCAGACUGUCUGGAUACACCAUAGCCAAAGGUGAAUGUUUGGAGAGCGCAAACCAGCUGGUCGUGGCAUACAACAAUGCUUUACAGUCACUUGUGGCUCACCUUAGGAGAAAACUAGGUGGAGUAACGAUCAUCCAACUAAAAACUUAUGACUAUUUCAUUAACAUUAUUCAAAACGCUGAAGCCUAUGGAUUUAAGAAUACAAAUACAGCAUGUUGUGGGUCAGGAUUAUUUAACGCACAAGUAAACUGUGGAAAGACAACUCCACAGAACUUGUUUUGCAAUGAUACAAGUGCAUACAUGUUCUGGGAUAGAACCCAUCCCACUGAAAAACUUCAUGCCAUGUUUUCACAACAGAUUUGGAGUGGAAAUUCUUCUUUUAUCCACCCAUUUAAUCUCUCUUCAGUAGUCUUGGGAAAUAACGCUUCUCCUCUCCGAAUCUAUGUUAUCAGAAAUGAGAAACAAGAAAUGCAACGGCAACAAUAA
Messenger RNA from Cryptomeria japonica (Japanese cedar), 2295 nucleotides. RefSeq lists its product as uncharacterized. Bases 1 to 2295 code for a protein of 764 amino acids. Lineage: Eukaryota; Viridiplantae; Streptophyta; Pinopsida; Cupressales; Cupressaceae. Gene Ontology annotation, molecular function: lipase activity. The transcript has 7 exons. Gene Ontology annotation, biological process: lipid metabolic process. The record is from RefSeq and is a predicted model, not a curated record.